Messenger RNA from Dipodomys spectabilis (banner-tailed kangaroo rat), 3535 nucleotides. It is a transcript of the gene Lbr, whose product is annotated as lamin B receptor. Gene Ontology annotation, biological process: sterol biosynthetic process. Gene Ontology annotation, cellular component: nuclear inner membrane. Gene Ontology annotation, molecular function: oxidoreductase activity, acting on the CH-CH group of donors, NAD or NADP as acceptor. Bases 112 to 1989 code for a protein of 625 amino acids. The record is from RefSeq and is a predicted model, not a curated record. NCBI's taxonomy places the organism in Eukaryota, Metazoa, Chordata, Mammalia, Rodentia, Heteromyidae. The transcript is spliced from 14 exons.
GUGCUGUGUGUAGAAGCUGGACUGUGGAGACAGGACUGAGCCGAAGCAGAGGGUGGAAGGGAGGACACUGGUCAAGUUCCUGACCCGACUUAGGGAGGCUAACUCUAGAAAAUGCCAAGUAGGAAAUUUGCAGAUGGUGAAGUGGUGAGAGGUCGGUGGCCAGGAAGUUCACUUUAUUAUGAAGUAGAGGUUCUGAGCUACGACCAAAAGUCACAUCUCUACACGGUAAAAUACAAAGAUGGAACCGAACUUGAAUUGAAAGAGAAUGAUAUCAAGCCUUUAACAUCCUUUAAGCAAAGGAAAAGUGGCUCAACUUCCAGCUCACCCUCCAGACGCCGUGGGGGCCGGGGCCGAAGCCGUGGCAGCUGGUCCAGGUCACGCUCCAGAUCCCCUGGCAGACCGUCCAAAGGUUCCAGAAGGUCGGCUUCUGCUUCCUACCAAGCUGACUUUAAGGAAACGAUGGGUCAGAUUCUGGAGGUUAAAUUGACACCGCUUGUACUGAAGCCAUUUGGAAACAGUGUCACCAUCUACAAUGGAGAGCGGGAACAUGGGGAGUGCAAUGACAUUCUUCAUAAAAACUCCCAGGAGAGAUUGAUUUUGUCACAAGAAAGUAGCUGUACAUCUUCACAAUAUAACCUUCGUCUGAGGAGAGAAGAGGUGCAAGCAAAAGAAACAAGUUCUAAGGAAGAAAAGCUUGUUCCAAAAGAACCCGACUUGCUCAAAACCUUCAAAGUGACACCCAAUCCACAGAGGAAAGACCUGGAGUUUGGAGGAGUCCCUGGGGCGCUGCUCAUCACGCUCGGCUUGCCUGUCUUCCUCUUCCUGCUGCUGCUCAUGUGUGAGCAGCAGGACCCCAGCCUGCUGAGUUUCCCCCCCCCUCUGCCUGCCUGGGCUGACGUAUGGGAGACCAGAGUGUGUGGAGUCUACUUGCUCUGGUUUCUCGUUCAAGCCCUGUUCUACCUACUGCCAGUUGGGAAGGUUGUAGAAGGAACACCUCUUGUGGAUGGAAGAAGACUCAAGUAUAGAUUAAAUGGGUUCUACGCAUUCACCCUGACGUUGGCAGGGGUUGGAGCAGCUGUCUUCUGGGGCGUGGAGCUCUCUUGGGUGUACAGCCAUUUCCUUCAGUUGGCGCUUGCAGCCACAGUGUUUUCGGUGGUCUUGAGUGUUUACCUCUAUGCUCGCUCUCUGAAGGCGCCCAGGAGUGAGCUGGCGCCCGCUAGCUCUGGAAAUGCUGUCUAUGAUUUCUUCAUUGGCCGUGAACUAAACCCUCGAAUUGGCACUUUUGAUCUCAAAUACUUUUGUGAAUUGCGUCCAGGAUUGAUUGGAUGGGUGAUUGUUAACGUGGUGAUGCUCUUGGCUGAAAUGGAAGUGCAGAACCGCCCCACUCCAUCCCUGGCAAUGAUCUUGGUGAACAGUUUCCAGCUCCUGUAUGUGGUAGAUGCUCUCUGGAAUGAGGAGGCUCUGCUGACCACCAUGGACAUCACGCACGACGGGUUUGGGUUCAUGCUGGCAUUUGGAGAUCUGGUAUGGGUUCCGUUCACCUACAGCCUCCAGGCCUUCUACCUGGUCCGCCACCCCCAGGAUCUAUCGUGGCCUGUGGCCGCGCUCUCCACCGCCCUGAAACUUUGUGGAUAUGUAAUCUUCCGAUGUGCAAAUUCUCAGAAAAAUGCAUUCCGGAAAAAUCCCAUGGACCCAAAGCUUGCGCAUUUAAAAACGAUUCAGACUUCUACUGGGAAGAGCCUGCUGGUGUCCGGAUGGUGGGGCCUCGUCCGCCACCCCAAUUACCUGGGCGACCUGGUCAUGGCGCUGGCCUGGUCCCUGCCCUGCGGCUUUGGUCACCUUCUGCCCUACUUCUAUGUCAUCUACUUCACGGCGUUGCUGGUCCACCGCGAGGCCCGGGACGAGCAGCACUGCCGGAGGAAGUACGGCCUGGCCUGGGAGCAGUACUGCCAGCGGGUGCCCUACCGCCUUCUCCCCUACGUGUACUGAGCUGCACCCCCUCCCCAAGGAGAGUCCCUAGGACUCUGUGCACUGGCGGGCUGUGAGUUUGUCGUCUUUUUGAGCUGGGACCAUAGAUGCAGAGUAGGUCUUCUAAUGUAGUCGGGUUCAAUGUGUUCAUAUUAAAGUUUUACCCGUUCAAAUACAAAUGAAGAAUCUAGCAUUUACGGGGGGGGGGGGGGGGGGGGGGGUAGAGCCACCCCCCCCCCCCAUCCCAGGCUCCCGCCCAAAAGGACGCUCUUGAUGUGUAUAGUUUCAUUUCCUUCCAAGCUGCGUUCUUUGCUUUUGCUUUUUUUUUUUUUUUUGCCUGUUGAUUUUUUUAAAGAUGAAAACAGUGUUGUGUUAAAAUACACUUAUGGUUCACUGCAUUAAAAUAGAAUUUUGGGCUUGGUAGAAUGCCUGCCUGGCAGGCAAAGUCCCACUGUCCACACCAGGCCUGACCAUCCCUCCCCAGCAAGGACAGCACUUCCCCGUGGGGGCAGCGAGGACCGGCGUGAUCUCAGCACUUGGGAGGCUCAAGAGUGCAAGGCCCCGUCUCAAACCCAGGGGAGGAAAUGGGGUUCUUAUUCGUGUUGAAGGCAUUUGUUAUGUGAUACAAAUAAACCUGAUGCAUGCGUUCAAUGCUGCGCGAAGGGAGGGCAGGGACCAGCACUGCUGGGAGAAAAUGUAAAUACAGAGCUCGCUUCUACGUAAUACGCACGGUGGCUUCAGAUUUCUGAAUGUCAGGGAAUUGUCAGGAUGUGCAGCUGGGUAAAGGACAUUUUCAGUGGUUUAUACUUUAGAGUAAUGUGAAUUAAAAAUUUUUGAAACAAUUAGAAUUCUUUUCCUAUUGUACAGAAGACGCUGUUAAAAUGUAGGAGAGGUAUUUUUUUUAAUCCAGAACUUGUGAAUUUGGCUUUGCUACCUCAAUUUGCAGAUGUGUGUUGGCCUUUAUAAACCAUUGCAGAUAGAAAAUAUAUUUUUGAGGAACAUCACUAUUUAAGCAUUUUUACACAUUGGUAUUUGAAAAUUUGCCACUUUGGGCUAGUAUUUUUAUACGUUUUUGAGUUCUCAACUUGGCAGCAUUUUUGCUCACUGUUCCGCACAUUUAUGCUGUGCAUUUUGUACAUCUUUUGUGUCUACAGAGCUUUACUCCCGGUAGGCGUUCUGUCUAGAGAGCACAAGGCACACAGGGCUGCUUUCUCGUGGCUUCAGCCUGUCAGUGCCUGGGCCUGAGUUCCACGUGGACACACGCGCCACCCACACGUGCACUGUCAGGGCAGCGACCGGCUGCGCUCCGCGUCCCUGGCCGCGUGUGCCGGCGUUGGCGCCGGUACCCAAGAGUCGGCUUGUUUCUCGCACUUGUCCCUGCCGUCCGUGUGCACUGUGCCCGUGCGGGGGGGGAGGGUGGCAUGGCCCUGCCCGCCCCCACCUCUGGGAGCAGCUCGUUUGUUUUUGUCUAUGGCAGGUUUGUUUGAUAAGCUUUGUAAUGAGGUUUUAAUUUUAAGCUGUAGAUUAAGUUGAAAAAAAUCUUAGAAAAUAAAGAUGUUGCUUUGGU